Molecule: messenger RNA, 756 nt
Organism: Gekko japonicus
Lineage: Eukaryota; Metazoa; Chordata; Lepidosauria; Squamata; Gekkonidae
Product: polyadenylate-binding protein 2-like
Molecular function (GO): RNA binding
Source: RefSeq, a predicted model, not a curated record
AUGGUGAAGCUGGGCCUCGUUCAGCCAACCGUCGUCCCCCGUCCCCGUGAGCGACGGGCCGGCUCCGCCAGUGGCUCGAGCGGGGCGGGCGCGAGGGAGCGGGCCAGCCAAUGCCCUGCGCCGGAGGAGCCGCGGAGCGCCGAGGGAGCCAAUGGGAGCGCGAGCCCCGAGGAGCUGGAAGCCAUUAAAGCCCGUGUGCGAGAGAUGGAGGAGGAAGCGGAGAAGCUGAAAGAAUUGCAGAAUGAAGUUGAGAAGCAAAUGAACAUGAGCCCUCCCCCAGGCAAUGCUGGCCCAGUCAUAAUGUCUAUAGAAGAAAAGAUGGAAGCAGGAACCGAUGCCAGGUCCGUAUACGUAGGCAAGGUGGAUUACGGAGCAACGGCGGAAGAGCUGGAAGCCCACUUCCACGGUUGCGGCUCUGUCAAUCGCGUGACCAUCCUCUGUGACAAGUACACUGGUCACCCCAAAGGGUUUGCUUACAUUGAGUUUUCGGACAAGGAGUCAGUGCGGACGUCCUUAGCGCUAGAUGAGUCUCUCUUCCGGGGAAGACAGAUAAAGGUGAUACCCAAACGGACCAACCGCCCCGGCAUCAGCACCACAGACCGGGGAUUCCCCCGGACCCGGUACCGAGGGAGAGGAUCCGGCUACAGCAGCUCCCGGGCCCGUUUCUACAGUGGCUUCAGUAGCAGGCCACCCCGAGGGCUACAGUUCUGUCAGAGCCAUGGCAGUGGGGUGGAGGGUGGGGGGACCUGGCACUGA